AUGCGGGAGGAGCUGAGUCAGACGACCCACCGAGUUGCUGAGUUGGAAGAUCGACACUCCAGGGAGGUUUCAGACUUGAGGGCGGCUGUGGUUGAACUUCAGAAGCCUAGGCCGGCAGAUGAGGGUUUGGCUUCCAAGGUUGCAGAGCUUCAAGGAGCGGUGCGUGAGCUGCAGAGUCCCCGGGCAUCCUCUCCCGGUGCAUCCUCGCCUGGUGGGUCUGGGGCCAUCCCUGGCUCUGUGCUUCCAACAUUUGACUUGGUUGUGGGAGGGUGGUGUGAAGGCGAAGUUCUCUCCUACAUUCAGGAAAACGUCAACAAGCAAAUUGAUGCAGCUGGAGUGCGAUGCCAGGUGGCAGCCAUCAAGGUUUACGGCAAGCGGCCCAGAUCUGCUAGGCUCCAAUUGGCCUUUCCCAGCAGCCUCUCCCAUGACAAGCGGUAUGAGCAGCAGCAGGUCCUCACCAAGCUCAAGCAGCAUGUAUGGCAGGCCCGCGGGUGUGACAAGCCUACGUGGGUCCUCAUUGACAAGCCUCCUCUGCAAAGGAUUCUGGGCAGGUGCGUUGCCAGGACUUCCAACUUCCUGAGCCAGAAGUUGAGUCUGGGACAGGAUGCCAUGGAGGUCGCCAGUUGGAAUGGUCUCAGGGCAUACAUCAAGGAGAAGAGGGUCAUGGGAUCCAUCCCAGCCGAGAACCCGUUGGACCAAUGCCCAACCCACUCCUACGCACGGUGGCUUGAGAGGGUGGUUUGGGUGGAUCUGCGAGCCAUUGCUGAGGCCACAGGGCAGCAGCCUGACGAUGUCGUGGCGGCAUGGGAUGGCGACUACAUGCUGCCCAUUUUGGGCGUGAAUUUGGACAUACAGGGCGAUGGACAUCAACCCAGUGAAGAUCACGUGCGGCUGCUGUCCAUGGCAACGUGGAAUGUGCAAGGCAAACAUCUCCAAGAGAUUAUGCAAUCACUUGAUGCAUGCGAUUUGAGUUAUGAUGUUCUUGCGUUGCAGGAACUGACCUGUUUGCAGUGUGGUGAUGCCCAGUUCUGCGAGACAUUGCUUGACGACGGUUUUUCAGUUUGCUGGCAUGCUCAGUUGCCUGGGGUUUUCCGACGAGUGGGUUUGGUGCUGGAGGCUGAGUCCAAAUACCGAAAACUGGUGUUGGGCCACUCUCACAUGCAGCUUGAGGUUUUGAGACCGGGAUGCCCUCGCUUUGAGCUCUACAUUGUUGCCCACUUUCCUCAUUGCGCCAAGCCUGAGGCUGACUUCGUGUGUGCGCUACAAUCCUUUGAAGAGUGUCUGGCUCCGUACACGACCUCUGCAUGUCCCAUGCUAUUGCUUGGGGAUCUCAAUUACCCAUUGGUUGGGGAUGCAUCUUCCCGGGCUGUUAUGCUGGCCUGCUGCCUGAAGCGACUGUCAUUGACAGUGUAUUCUCACGACUCUGCGCCCACGAGGAUUGGGGGAACGAGACGCCUUGAUCACAUUGCUGUCAACUGGUGCUUGGCUUCUAGUUGGGCGCUUCAAGAGGUACAGGAUUGCACUGUUCCCUUACGGCCGCCAUCAUACCGGGACUCGGAUGCCGUUAAGCAGCUCAUUCAGGCACGGAGGAUGACGGUGGACCCAUGUGUCCGCAAGCAUCUCAGUCUGCGCAUCUUCCAGACUCGCGCUCAGGAUCGUUGUCAGUGGAGGCGACGGAUGCUAGACAAGGCGGCUCAAGGUGAUUGGGGUGCGAGACGGGCCAUCUUGCGGGGCGCCAAGAAGCCCGCAGUCUUUGCCCCGUUGGUGCGCGAGCAGGGUGGCAGGGACGAGGCUGUGCGGGCUUUGCGGGCCCACUACCAUGCCAAGCUCGGGGUUGCAGCUUCUGUUGAGUGCGACCAUUCCAGCGUGUUUCAAACACUCCCGUGGGUAGCCCAUGCAGAUCAAGUCGAGAAUGAAGCCGAUUUGAGUGGUCAAGAGGUCUGUGAGCAUCUUUUCAAGAUGAAGUCUGGGACCACGACGGGAAUGAGUGGUGUCUCCACCGACUUCUUAAAGGCGGCCUGCGGGUGUGACGCAGGCCUCCAUGUGGUUCGAUCUGUGCUGCAGGACAUCCUCGACGACCCCGACUGCUUUGAGCAGGGUGACUUGUUUGAGGGGCUUGCAGUUCUCAUGCCUAAGAAGAAAGUGGUCACUACGGUCAGGGAGACCCGGCCCAUCGUCUUGGGCGACGUGAUCGCCAAGCUGCUGGGAAGAGUGUGUAUGGCUCGAUUCUUGCAGUAUUGGCCGCCGCCGCCUUGCCUGUUUGGGGGCCGGCGCGGUGUGUCUGUAUAG
Symbiodinium natans is the source of this 2289-nucleotide messenger RNA. Lineage: Eukaryota; Dinophyceae; Suessiales; Symbiodiniaceae. The record is from the annotation of a GenBank genome assembly.